GUUGGGAAGGGAAACAACAACACUACACUACACUAACACACACACACACACACACACACACACACACACACACCGCAUACACGGAAGAAGCACACACACUUCUUAUUUCUCUUACAUGCUUUUAAGAGCUGGAGACAAAGAAAGAAAUACAGCAUGAGCAACACCGCUCCUGAACUGAUGGCAGCAGCUGCAUAGAAGAACAGAACAAUAAACUAGGCUGCAGCUUUGCCUCGUUAUGGCGCUGUGGAUGCAGAUUUCCCAGAAGCUCCCUUAUUUUCCCAAUGAGACCCUGGUGGAGCUCUACCCAUCAAAUACUUUCCCCAUAGAUGUCAGACACUACCUGGCCAGCUGGAUCGAGGAGCAGAGAUGGGAGGACUUCGAUGUGGACAACCGAGAGCAGGAACCACAAGCUCUCCAGCUGCUGGAGCGAAUGCUGGAGCUGUUGCAGGAAGUGGCGUUCCAAAACCCCAAUGUGGUGGAGAGGGUCAAGCUCCAGCACAUCAGCAGGAACAUGGGCAUGUUCCAGUCACAGCCUUUGGAACUGGUGAAGACAGUGAGAAAUAUUCUGAGGAAAGAGAGACUCUUGCUUCGACAGCCUGUUCAGCUCUUUCAACAAAUGCCUGCACCGCCUGUAAAUGGUACCCCACAGCACUCCAGACAAGCCAGCAGCAAUGACGUGGACAACCUGGUGAUGAAGGUAUUGGAGAUUCAGAGCUGCCGUCAGCAAAUCCACCAACUUCAGGAAGAGCUGAACUGGGAGAAGCAAGAGACAGAUCCCAUGCAGGGUCCGAAUGAGAUGGAGGUCAAACAGCUCGAUCAGGUCAACAAACAGAAGCGCAUAGCACAGCUGGAGUGGAAAUAUAAAAACUUAACGAAGUCACGUCUACAACUGCUGCAGGAGGCAGUGUGUAAUCUGGAGCAAUGUCAAACUCGUCUCAUCCACCGUAUAAAGUCAUGGCGCUGGGAGCAGCUCCGCUCCACCAUUGGACGCAACUUCGAUGAAAAUCUCCUCCCUUUACAGACAUGGUGUGAACAGCUGCUUGGUGUCAAUGGAAAUUUGAGACAGGAGCUGAUGUUGGUCAAAAGGGAGCACGGAAGUGGUGAACACAUUCACAAGCUGGAGGAAAGCCUGAACCAUCUUCUGCAGACUCUCAUCCAAAGCUCCUUGGUGGUGGAGAAACAGCCCCCUCAAGUGAUUAAGACCCAGUCCAAGUUCUCCAGCACUGUGCGCUAUCUUCUGGGGGAGAAAGUGGCUCCUGGGAAGCCGGUGCUCCUGAAGGCACAGACCAUCACCGAGUCACAAGCCAGAAACAUUGGACAAGGCCUUAUACCGACCGAGAACGUAGGAGACCUGAUUAACAGCACCGCCAUCUUAGAACACAACACAACUAGCAAGAGCACAUGUGCAACUUUCAGGAAUAUGUCCAUCAGGAAGAUCAAGCGGGCAGACAGGAAGGGCUCGGAGUCAGUAACGGAGGAGAAGUUUGCUUUGCUUUUCACUACAGAGAUAACCAUCACAGGCUGCGACAGUCCUUACAGUGUCCAGGUGAUCUCGCUUCCUGUUGUUGUAAUCGUACACGGCAGUCAGGAGAACAAUGCUAUGGCCACCAUCAUUUGGGACUGUGCGUUCUCUGAACCUAACAGGAUCCCGUUCGUGGUGCCUGAUCGAGUGUCCUGGAGUCAGAUGUCUGAGGCUCUGAGCUGUAAGUUCAUGUCUGAGGUUCAGACCACACACGCAUUAGACAGAGUCAACUUGCACUGCCUCGCUCAAAAGAUCUUCGACAAGCCCGAUAAUUCAGAGGACUUCAGCACUGCACCGGUUUCCUGGGCUCAGUUCAACAAGGAAGUUCUGCCUGGGCGAAACUUCACCUUCUGGCAGUGGUUUGAGGGCGUGAUUGAUCUGACCAAAAAAUGCCUAAAGGCCUACUGGAGUGAUGGACUCAUCCUGGGCUUUAUUGGGAAGCAACACCUUCAUGUCAUUUUGCAGAACCAACCCAGCGGCACGUUUCUGCUGCGCUUCAGUGACUCUGAAAUCGGAGGCAUCACCAUCGCCUAUGUUGGCCUCAGUGAUUCUCCAGCUGGAUGCAGGAAAAUCCAGAACAUCCAACCAUUCACCAAAAAAGACCUGGACUCCGUCGGCCUUGGCGAUCGUAUUCGGGACAUCAGUCUGAUCUCACAAGUAUAUUCACACGGACCGGGACAAUCUCAACGACUAACACCAAAAAAUGAAGCAUUUAAGAAAUAUUACACCGUUCCAUCUGCACCUCACCCGGACGGAUACCUGCCGUUCAAGCUCACCACAGUGGUGGAUGAGGAACCCGGAACUGUCACGAUACCUCAGGCUGAACCAAUGCAGGACCAAUUCUGCAUGACACCGGAAAUGUUUAUUAUGCAAAAUCCCGUCUCUCUCCCAACGACUACGUUUGCUUCUCCGUAUCCGGAUACCCCCAUGUCCAGCCAAGGAGAAAUGUACCCUACUCUCCUCUACAGCAAUAACAUGACACCAGAAGCAUCAAGUAACAUGGAGCUGGAGGAAAUUCUGUCUGAUUUUAACACUCAGUUAUGAUACGAAAGACUGCAGCCUGCAACAGAAGCCCUGCACAGAUCCAGAAGCAGAGCAUUGCAUGCAAAAACACAGGCUAACAUGCUUUGGGGCAUAGGAUGAAUUAAUGAGCUCCCUGGGGACGGAACUUGGCACGUCUUUGUUUGUAUUAAGGUAUCCAGUGGCUUGAUACACUAAGGAUGUACAGAACAGUGCACACUUUAGCCUGAACUUUAUAUCACAGCUGUGAUAUUUAAGAUCGGGUUAUACUUGCAGGCUUAAAGGCACGGUGAAGAUGAAAUUUUCCUUAAAACCCUGAAUAAAUAUAUUACAUGAUAUGAUAAAUAAAUUUGUCUUAGCAGUAGUCGACGUGGAAGUGUAUAAUGAGACUUAAUGGCCAGCGGUGUGACUUCUACAUGAAAACUCAGAAUAUUACUUAAGAGUACCUUUAAGCCUGUAAAUGGUGUGAUGGUAAAAACACAAAGACAGUCUUUUUAUGCUUCAUAUUUUUUAUUUUUUUGCCUAACAGGAAAGAAAUUACACGUACUCAGCUCAGCUUGCACCGUUUCUGACUCAUGCUUAAAUCCCUUAAAGCCACAGUGAGGAAUGGAGUCAUCUUUCAUAUUGUUUACAAAAAAAAGGGCUAAAUCAGAAUUUGUAUUUCACUGGCGUCCGGUUUUCCACCUAGUCUAAACCACAUCUCAGACAGAGACUAAUGCUGGUUACGGACUGAUCUGGAGUGAUUAGGAAAAUAAAUACGAUUAGUACCGAAGGGUUGUGUGCAUUCAAACUUGAUAAGACUCUAAAAAUAAUUGCAAAGUAUUAACAGGGUUUACUGGGAAUUGUGCUGUUCAUGUGAGCAGAAUAUCAAGUGUUGCCAGUUUUACACGUUUUACACGUCUUAAUGAAUAUGUAAUGAACGCGAAUUUAUUGUUAACGAUUCUUAAUAUACUGAUAUUUAUGGCACACGAGGUAAUCGUGUAUCCUCAUACUUAUAUGGUUUCUAUAAAUUAACUUUCCCUUAAUUAAACCCAAAUCGGAAAAUAUCUAAAAUCGCAUUUUCACCUGUUUGAAAUAAACCUGCUACAUUUGUUGACUUUUUAUGGUUUUGUUUCGAUCAGUCAAUUAGGCUUAUGUAGUAAUGAUGUAAAAUAAUGUAGUAAUAAUAACUGUCAGGAUUUUAAAGCUUUUUAUCACGGUCGUUUAAAGUAAACGUUAGAGAACUAGCUAUACUUUAUAUAAUUUAUAUAUAAAUAAGAACUUAUAUAUAAUUUCCUUUUAUUUUUUUUAUUAAAUCAGUUGUAAUUUAAUAAUAAUAAUAAUAAAUUGCCAGUACAUAAAUUCAAAACAUUUCUCAAUCAAUCAAUCAAUCAAAAUGUAUUUGUAUAGCACUUUCAACACGGUAACAAUGGACCAAAGUACUUUACAUGGUAAAAAACAUUAUAUAAGACAAUAAAAAGUACAAUCGUAAAACUCAUUAAACUAACAAUAAAAUAAAAGUACAAAAAAUACCAUACAAAGUAACUCGGGAAAACGUACCAUUUCUGUUUAUGACCAUCAGAAAAAUCAGUGUUUGUCUUCCACUUGACUAAUUUAAAAUUCCUGGCUGUGGCUUUAAGCAAGCAUUCAUUCAUUUCUUUUCACUCCACUUCAUGUCUGUUCCUCUUUGGCAUGGAUGUGCCAUGUCAUAGUAAAAGGGCUUUUAUCGGGUUUCACAUUGAAAGAGCAGCUAAGCAGCUUGAUCCUAAAUGGUGCUCAGAUGCACUAAACUUCAUAGAUUUGGAAGUCAGACAUAUUGUGAUGUUGGUGCUUCUGGAAUGGUUUUAAAGCCAGUGAUGCCAUUGUUUAUCUGAUGGUCUGGGAAAACCCUUCAGAUGUCUGAAAAUUAUAAAUCGAUUAAUAUUUCUGCCGAUAAUGUACUUUGACGUGAAAGCAACAAGUAUAUAUAUAUUUUUUUUUUACCAAGAAAACAAUGUGGACAUGUUUAUUUCAUUCUUGUCUUAGUGUCUGCUUGACAAGAUCGUUCAGGAUCGGUAAGGAGACAGUUGUAAAUGCAGUCAGUCUGGUAAACGUGUCUAAAAGCCUGCUAGCUAUGUGUCAUUUCUUCACACAGUUGUUAUAUACAGUAGCUUCACAACAUAAAAUGAAUCAGACAUAAGCGUGAGCAGUUCGUUUUGAAAUCAGAUUCAGGCUGUGAAAAUGUCUGCGACACUCCCAUCGUUUGCGUGAACAGAAAUCAGUCGAAUGGAGAGCUGAGGUUCGUGUUGAGAUUUAUAUCUCAGGUGAUGAGGCAGAGCCUGAUGUGGAUAAUAACAUGUCUAGUGUCCCGUUGUAAACUUCUUAUUCUUUAUAAUGUGUCAGACAGAUUUCUAGAACGACACGAUCGUAUUCACUGCUCAGGGAACAGCAGGACACGUGCAGGGAGGUGAAGCCGAGGAUUAACGUUUAACAUGAGUAGAAGUGAAGCUUGGAGAAAGAUCAUUAUCCUACCAGCAUCACUUCUUUGUGCAGGAAAUGCGGGUGCUGAUUAAACAAAACGUAAACGCUCAGACGCUCAAAUCUGUUAACCAUACAGUAUAAAUAAACAGUCAGAGGAAUAUAUGUGUGUGUAUAUAUAUAUAUAUAUAUCACUGCACUUUCAUGCAUAAAAAAUGGGAAUUCUAAAAGGGAUGGGUUCGGCUCGGUAAGCUCCGAUUUUUAAUAUCCUCAAUACAGUUACAGCUUAUUGAAUAACUUCUGCCCACAGAAAGCCCAAAUGUUUGUCUGUUAUGUUGCUUAGCAAUCAGAGAUCCAGCCCAUAGAGGAGCGUUUAUAUCGAAUAUUAUUAAUAACGAACUACAUUUUUUUAAUUAUAUUUGUCCUGUUUUCUAAACUAUUUCAGUCCUUGAGCUCUACUAGUGCACAGAACUAAAUGUGGUCCAAUAUGCGAAGGGUUUUCCCAGACCUCCACACACACACACUGUCAUUCUGAAGUUUAAUAUAUUGUAGGCAGUUCUGUAACUUCACUGUUUUUAAUUCAUCACCUUUGUUUAGUCAUCUCAUAAACACGGCUUUAAUUCCAGAUAGCAGUGUAAAACGGCUCCUGCACCCUGUCGUCUUUCAGUUGUUGUUUUGAUCCCUUAAUUUCAUUCCUCUUCAGGACUUGUGUAAUAUUCAGUGUUCACAAACCUAAAUGUUCACUCAUAAUUAUAAAGUCACAGUAUACGAGCAGAUAUGUUAUCUAUGCAGUAGUACUAUACAACGUAUCUGUAUUUAUAUCAUUCCUGUCUUUAUAAAGGGAUUUAUGCAAGAAAUGUUAAUAAGCUUGGACUUGUUCAUUCAUAGGUUAGACUCUUUAUAACCAAACUCUUUAAGGUGCAUGUUCUGUCUUACACACAUACACGUGUUUCACAUUAAGGGGACCUUUGAUCAUAACGCAGUGUUUUUACAGGUAGACUUUAGUUUGUCUAUUUUUUUUUUCAGUCAUUAUUAACAAAUCUGAAAUAAUCAGGUCUUUUCUGCUAUGAAAUGUGAUAUUGCCUUGUAAUAAUACUGCUUUUUUGUUUGUUUUAUUUUUGUAUAAUGUUCUUUUGUGCCAUGAGUGAGUUGUAAAGAGGAAAAGCAUGGAGGCAAAAUGAACUGCAAAUAAAUAUACAACGAGGCAA
Molecule: messenger RNA, 6186 nt
Organism: Tachysurus vachellii
Lineage: Eukaryota; Metazoa; Chordata; Actinopteri; Siluriformes; Bagridae
Gene: stat6
Product: signal transducer and activator of transcription 6, interleukin-4 induced
Exons: 22
Coding region: 236-2566 (776 amino acids)
Biological process (GO): growth hormone receptor signaling pathway via JAK-STAT; regulation of transcription by RNA polymerase II; defense response
Molecular function (GO): RNA polymerase II cis-regulatory region sequence-specific DNA binding; DNA-binding transcription factor activity, RNA polymerase II-specific
Source: RefSeq, a predicted model, not a curated record